Messenger RNA from Sporothrix brasiliensis 5110, 2184 nucleotides. RefSeq names its product syntaxin-binding protein 1. Lineage: Eukaryota; Fungi; Ascomycota; Sordariomycetes; Ophiostomatales; Ophiostomataceae. Gene Ontology annotation, biological process: intracellular protein transport; vesicle-mediated transport. The record is from RefSeq and is a predicted model, not a curated record. The coding region runs from base 1 to 2184 and encodes 727 amino acids. The transcript has 4 exons. Gene Ontology annotation, cellular component: secretory granule; plasma membrane. Gene Ontology annotation, molecular function: syntaxin binding.
AUGGGUAUCUCUAUUAUCCAGAUACAGGAGCAAGUGAUAAUAGACACAAUCGAGAAUAUAACAAGAGGCGACUGGAAGGUACUUGUGCUCGAUGAGACGAGCAAAAAGAUCAUUUACAAUGUCGUCAAGGAAGAUGACAUCCUCAACAAGAACAUUGCCAACAUUGAGCUCAUCGAGGAGCGCCGCGAGAUGAAUCCCACCAUGGACGCCAUCUACAUCCUCUCACCGCAACCCCACAUCGUAGACUGCCUGCUGGCCGACCUGGAUCGCAAACGAUACCGUCGGGCGUUUUUGGUGUGGACGAGCGUCCUGGAUCCCAAGCUGCAACAGCGCAUCGACGGCGCGCCCGCCGCCCGCCAACAAAUUGCCGGUUUCGACGUCCUCUCCAUCGACUUCUUCCCGCGCGAGUCCCACCUCGUCACCUUCCGUGACCCCUGGAGCUUCCCCAUCCUCUUCCACCCCGGCUGCAACGACCUUGUACGGCAACAUAUGGAGGAUCUGGCACAAAAGAUUGCCAGUGUUUGUAUAGCAGCAGGCGAAUACCCGAAAGUGCGAUACUACCGGCCAAAGAACCCGAUACACGAGGCCAGUGUUCUGUGCACGCACUUGGCGCGCUUCGUUCAGCAGCAGCUCGACGACUAUGCCCGAUGGAACCGCGACUUCCCGCCACAAACCAACCGGCCACCCGGCAUUCUCGUCAUCACUGACCGGUCUAUGGAUAUUAUGGCCCCUCUCGUCCACGAAUUCACAUACCAGGCCAUGGCCCACGACCUGCUACCCAUCAAAGAUGGCGACAAGACGACAUUUCAUGUCACCUUCAACGAGGGCGAGGCAGGUCAAGAGGAGAAAGAUAUGGAGCUGCAGGAGAAGGAUACUGUCUGGGUCGACAACCGCCACCGGCACAUGAAGGACACUAUUGACAAAUUGAUGGGCGACUUCCAGAAGUUCCUCGACCAGAACCCGCACUUUACAAACGACAAGGGCGACGCAACCAACCUCAACGCCAUCAGGGACAUGUUGGCUGGUCUCCCCCAGUUCCAGGAGAUGAAGGAGGCGUAUUCUCUACAUCUUACAAUGGCGCAAGAGUGCAUGAACAAGUUUCAGAACAACAAGCUGCCAGACGUCGCAUCAGCUGAGCAGACACUGGCAACGGGGCUGGACGAGGAUUACCGCAAGCCGCGCAACAUCCUGGACCAGGUGGCUCGACUGCUCGAUGAUGAGUCCAUCACGACGGAGGAUCGCCUGCGUCUCAUCAUGCUGUAUGUUCUCUACCGCAACGGUGUCAUCCCAGAGGACAUAAACCGCCUGCUCGCCCACUCGAACCUACCCAAGUCUCUCUUCAACACGAUUGUAAACCUGGAACUACUCGGCGGACGUCCAGUGCGUGGACUGAAGGAGACCGUACAGCCACAACCGCCCGUCUUCCCGCCGGAUCCUAAAGGACCGGCACAAAACGGCAACGAAGAAGAGUACUCCCUCUCCCGCUUCCACCCUACGCUCCGCACACUACUGGACAACUUGUGUCGAGGACAACUAGAUCCACUCGUCUUUCCCUACGUCAACCCGCCACUCGAUCCCAACGGAGACGCCAUGCUAGCCCAGAAUUCUCUACGCGCUGCUAAGCCUAGCUGGGCCGAUGCGAACCGCCGUGUACCUGACAACCGCCAGCGCAUCUUUGUCUAUGUGGCCGGCGGUGCGACAUUUUCCGAAGCACGCGCAUGCUACGAGGCGUCAGCCAAGCACAACCGCGACAUUGUCUUGGCAACCAGCCAUAUGCUGACGCCACAUUUGUUCUGCCGCCAAAUAGGCGACCUGUCGGCCAACCCCCGGCAGCUCGAUAUCCCGUUGAGCCGUCCGAAGCCCAAGGCACCGGCCCACUUGUUUGAGCGGGAGGCACCGACGCCGCCACCUCAGCAACAGGCGCCGGCGCAGGGCCAACGACCUGCGCCUGGUGGUGCUGCAACUGGCCGCCGGCAGGUGGGUGGUGCCGGUGUCGGGGGUAUUCCUAGUGGACCUCGCCCGCCUGUCCAGCAGAUGGGCGCCAUGACGCUCAGCAGUGGCGGUGGUGCCGGUGUGGGCCGGACCCCAGCACCAUCCGUGGCCGCGAGCGGUGGUUCCGACGGAAAGCUGCACAAGGCCGACAAGGACAAGAAGAAACGAAACAUUUUCGGCUUGAAGAAAUAA